Daldinia caldariorum is the source of this 717-nucleotide messenger RNA. RefSeq lists its product as uncharacterized. The record is from RefSeq and is a predicted model, not a curated record. The transcript has a single exon. The coding region runs from base 38 to 502 and encodes 154 amino acids. NCBI's taxonomy places the organism in Eukaryota, Fungi, Ascomycota, Sordariomycetes, Xylariales, Hypoxylaceae.
AAAAAAAAAGUUCCAACUUGGAACGCACAGCCUCAUCAUGGCUCAUUACUACGAUCAUCACCACGAGAGCCACAACCAGGCCCAAAGUCUAGCCAACCGUUUCACGCGGGAAACACGUCACAGCGAAUAUCCCACGCAAUACAUAGUAAACGAGGGGAAAAUGACUGUGUAUGAAAGAUCGCUUAAACAGAGCAACGCGAUUAUAUACAACGCGCCAGGCUCGACCCUACGGUUUGUGCCGUCGAGGUCUCCCACAAAUGCCAAGGCUAAGCACGACUCCAAUCGCCCGCCCGAGUCGUAUUGGCGCACGACGGCCCCUCCGAUCUACAUGUGCCACGGGUGUCGGCGGCGCCAGAUAUACUACGGAGCUUACUGCCACGAUUGCACGGCUUUGCGCUCAACCGGCGCCCUCAAGAAGAAGAAUAAGCAGCAGACCAAAGAACAUCGGCAUGAUCUUCGUCUAACUUGGGCCCCGGAUGACAAGUUGAUUGAGUGGCAUUAAGUGCACGCGGCUCCGUCACGUUUUAGCCAAGUCUAGAGACCACCUAAGGGUACGAUGCGGAUAUGGAAGAGGGCGCUUUGUGGUGACAGCUGUCUUCUGUUUCUUUUUUUUUUCCUUCUUUUUUUCUGCUUGACAGUUGAGCGUAGGCGUUUAUUAGUUUGGGGUUGACGCAAAUUAUGACUAGCAUAAUGCUUUGUCUUGGUUUCAGGUUCUGU